CCUUCUCCCCCAGCACCUCAUUCUAUAACCAAUCAGCCGGAGCGCCGCCCUCUCCUUUCCUCCCCCCAGAUGGCUUAUAAGUCCGUUACUAAGGGAGCUCCAGCGGCUCACAGCGCCAGCCCGCUCUGGAGCUGGGGCUCCCUCGCCUUGGCUCUUGAUUGGCUGGCUUGGGCUAACUCUCCAGGAGCCCCACGUGCAGCCGCUGCGUUUCUUAGGCAAGAAGGGAGAGUUAGGAAGAAUAGUAGGUAGUAUAGAAAGCUCCAGAAGCGACCACGGGCUUCUGAGCAGACUCCUGGACCCUUAGGGGGCCGGGGGGCUCAGCCCUAGGAAAUCUGACUCCCUGCGGAGAUACUGCGGAUUCCACCAGGUUCAUUCAUCUUGCUUCUCUUCUGUAAGAGAAGUGAAGAGUAAGCUCUUGGUUCCCGAAGAUCUCACUUUAUAACAAGCUCUGAAAGUUUCUGCUUUCACAGUCCCUUAAAGUCUGCUUAAUUUUUAACCCUGAGCAAAAAUGAAUUACUCCAUUAAUGAAGCAUCCGCUUCCCUAUUACAAGCAGAACACGCUGUUGAUUGGCUCAUUCAAAAUUUCACUAAGAUGCCACAAAGUGAGGAUCAAAGUUGGAAUGGCACAAAUGUAACCGAAGCCAAUGCUGUGAAUCCAGAAUCGGAAGGGCCAACAGAAACCAUCCGAAAAUGGCUGGUGAGCAGACCUCACAUCGCAGCGAAGAUUGUGCUGACCUUGGCAUAUGCAGUCAUCAUAAUGAUAUCCCUCUUUGGCAACUCACUGGUAUGCCAUGUCUUCAUCAAAUACAAAGAAAUCAACAAAUCAACAGGCCUUCUGAUCUUUAACCUGGCUAUAUCCGACAUCCUGAUCAUUAUAUUCAACAGCCCAUUUGCUCUGGCACGAUUCCUGAGUGGACAGUGGCUGUUUGGCAAGAUCAUGUGUCAUGUGAGUCAGUUCGCUCAGUACUGCUCCCUCCAUGUCUCAACCCUGACACUGAUGGCUAUUGCCAUGGACCGACACCGGAUAAUUCUGUACCCAAUGAAGCCAAGAUUAACACACUUUCAAAGCCUGGUGAUUGUUGCUGUGAUCUGGAGUCUUGCAAUGUUCCUUGCUCUCCCACAUGCGAUUUACCAAAAGCUUUUUACUUUCAUGAGCGUGGAUGGAGUUAUCAUCAAUCACUGCCUCCCUGCUUUUCCUGGUCCAAGCAAGCAGAUUGUGAAGUAUGUGGACCUCGGUACAUUUAUUCUGCUGUACAUCCUCCCACUGCUGGCAAUUGUCACAACCUACUCUCACCUGGGGAAAAGGUUGUGGAUUCAAAAUGCUGUUGGUGAUGGGUCUGCUCGUCAACUUUUGGCGCACCACCAGAAGCGGAAGAAGAGCAUCCGAAUGCUAAUUCUUAUUGUGCUGGUGUUUGCAGUAUGUUGGUUUCCCCUCAAUUGCUAUAUGCUUCUGAUUUCCAGCGCCGAUGUAGAAGCCGAGAGUGUGGUUUUCUAUGCGUUCCACUGGUUUGCUAUGAGCAGUACCUGUUACAAUCCUUUCAUCUACUGCUGGCUCAAUAAGAGCUUCCAUGCCAAACUUGUAUCUAUAACAUCCUGGUGUGAAAGAUGUAUGUCAUUACCCAGGCGUUCCCAGGUUCAGCAGCAAGAUCAAGUGCAAGAGGUUCAUGAGCUCCAGGAGCUCCGGGCUUCUGCCCUGCCACAGGCACCUCUGGCAAUUCCAGAGCCCCAGGUGUUUGAGGAUCCUAGUUUGGCUGCUGGGGAGGGGGAUUCCCAGAUCUCUGUCCCUGGGGAUUUGGAAGAACCAGAUGUUGCCCUGGGUCAAGAGGAACAGGGAUGUUCAGCCCAGGAUGGUUAUUUCUCUAUUCAGGUGCAGACUGUCAAUGACUAAAGUGAGCAUCCGCACCAGAAGAUCACCUUACCCCUUGGGAUUUUGUUUAAAGGAGUACCUGGGCAUAUGUAACUGCUGCAUGCCAUCUGACAGUAUCCCUGAGGCUCAGGUCGCGUUGAUCCCAUUCUCUGCCCAGGAAAAUUAGGCCCACCUCCAUAGCCUAGGUGAAAUGUUCCAACUCAACAUGGUAACAAUGAAUCAGGUAGAGAUGGUGAAGUCCUUAAGCCACAUGUAGAGCUCCAACAUUUUCCUAUCAUGGACAUCCUGCAGGUCCAGCUGCAGUCCCCUCUGGUUAAUGAUUCUGAGUACUUGAUGGAAUCACUGUGCAACUCUAAGGGCUUGGUACUACAUUACAUCCUGCAGGAGUCUGCUAAUUUUCCUACCUGCUUUUAGAGAUAGGAGAAGUGAGAACGAGAUUCCCUAAUUAAGAUCCAAUUUGACUCCAGUUUUGUUCUGCAGUUACCAUUAAUAUUAGGUGAUAGCAAGAUGGAGUAAUUGUGAAUGAGAAGGGAAUGAAUGAAACAUCAUAGUAAAGGCUUUGAUAGCUCUUUCUCAACAAUAAAAAUAUCUUCUUUUUCUUCAAUGUACACUGAGCACCUACAUAGUGCUCUAGUAUAUUGGUUUUCUGCCUCAAUCUAGCUUGAAAUCAAACAUCAUUUUAAAGAGCAAGGGCUACUUGUUACCCCGUCUUUUCAAGUGACUCCUUAAACUCAUUUUUUUGCAGAACUUCUAAAGAGUGUUUUCCUAUGUUUCAGAUUCCCAUCUUAUUAUCUAGAACCAUGAGCUUUUGCAUUCAAAGGAGUUCACUGAUACCACACUUGACAAGCAUGUAGCUGCAUAGUUGGUCUCUUUCCUCUCUGAAUCCCUCAUCCUAGUUGGCUAUUUUACUUGACUCACAAUUAGUGUUCUUCUCACAAUUAGUGAUUUAAUUGCAUGUCAAUUAAAUCAGUCUUUCUAACUCUACAAUUUGUUGCAUCUUCAGUUGGAAUGAAGACAUAGCCAGGUGCAUGAGUACACACACAUUCAUACAUAUUUUAUGUUCAUGCUGGCGUAAGUAUUUAUAUACUGCCUAUUGUCAUCUUUUGUGCUAUCCUUGUCCCUGGUGCUCUCUCUUAUUUCUACCUGUACUUUCCAUGCUAACUGAGCCUAGAUAUGAUUUCAUGCCUUAAAUUUAAGUCUUAGAGGCUCUAAGAUUUUGCGCUUUUUUUUUUUUUGCCCCAUUAUUCAGGGUGUGAGUGUGUGUGUGUGUGUGUGGGGGGGUGUUUGGUGGUGGUUCUUCAUUUCCCCUUUCCCUGAAUUUACAUUUCUUGAUGUGGGUACUGCUUUUUGAUUGUUUUUCUGUGCUGCUUCUAUUUCUAUUCUAAUCUAUGCUUUCUACUCCAAUUAGCUCUGCGGUAGAAAUGUAUAUCUUGAAUCCAAAUUAUCUAUAAUGGUUCUAAUAUCUGUAGAUUUUCCUCACACUUUAAACACUUCGGUUCUUACACAGUCACAUUUUCUGUGAACUUUUUCUGCUCCAUCCACUGAUUUUACACCUCUAUUCUGACAUGGACAUGCCAUAUGUAAACAUUUAGAAGCAUCCUCAUAAGGUGCAAAACUGCUUCUCUCUCCUUCCAACAUUUCAUUCAGGUGCUCACUUCUCCAUAUCUGUUUGUUCUGGGCUAUUCAAUCUUGGGUUUUGGUCAUUGCCUAAACCUGAGGCUCAUCAUUUUCUCAAUAAUUAAGAUUUCUCCAUUUUCGGUGCUUUUUUCUGAUCUAGGUUCUAGCUCUAGCCCUUUUCUCUUGGUAAGCUUUUUAAAUUCAUUUUCUCUUUUUCUUCCCUUUCCCCUUUCCCUCCUU
Ochotona princeps (American pika) is the source of this 3724-nucleotide messenger RNA. Its product is annotated as G-protein coupled receptor 83-like. Gene Ontology annotation, biological process: neuropeptide signaling pathway. Gene Ontology annotation, cellular component: membrane. Bases 509 to 1888 code for a protein of 459 amino acids. The record is from RefSeq and is a predicted model, not a curated record. NCBI's taxonomy places the organism in Eukaryota, Metazoa, Chordata, Mammalia, Lagomorpha, Ochotonidae. The transcript has 5 exons. Gene Ontology annotation, molecular function: neuropeptide Y receptor activity.